Messenger RNA from Pocillopora meandrina, 2699 nucleotides. NCBI's taxonomy places the organism in Eukaryota, Metazoa, Cnidaria, Anthozoa, Scleractinia, Pocilloporidae. The record is from the annotation of a GenBank genome assembly.
AUGGCUGUAGCUAUAAUGCCGCGAAGGCAAAUUUACGUCCGUCCAAGAAGUGAGCUGAUUACGGUGUUAAAUUGGCGACAGGUUUCUGACAUUCGAACCGAAAAAUGGCGCAGCGAGACUUGUUUGGAUGCGAAUUUUUUCGAGGAUGAAGAGCGCCCUGAAAACACUCGUUACGUUUGUGGAAGCUAUGAGUUAACUCGGGGGCAUCUUGAGGAAUCUGAAGACGAAAUGGCGAAAGCCAAAGAAAUAGACAUUCCCGACACCAAAAUGGCCUCAAAAAGGAGUGAAUUAACCAUCAAUCUACAGCCAGCCAGUGUUAAGGUUAAACCGAGGCUUGUCAAGGCUCAAUCGAUGGCAAAUCUGCCGAUAAACUCGAGCGGACUUGACAGAGGAUACACACGUUCUAACAACUCGGUACCUACAAAGUUGAAUCCUAAACGGAAGAGCUCUUUAGAUGUGUCUCUAGCAAAACUCCGACACGAGAUGGUGGGUACCUAUCUCUUAUCUUUUUCUUCUUCUUUUUUCUCCAUUGGUUGACCUCUUAGAAGUUCUACGAUAUUAUUUUUGUGUAACAUGAUAAAAAUGGUUUAUUCUGGCAAAAUCCUCCACAUAAGCGAGAGAGGCGCCUAAAAAAGAGACGGUUAAAAAGAAUGCCCAUGAUUGCUUUCAGUUGCUUGAUCCAGACCCUAUACUUUUUCUUUUUGUCUGCAGAGACAUUUUCUCGUGCACCUUAGAAUUCAAGUCCUUGUUUUCGCCAUGAUUUAAUUGCUAAGCAAUUGUCAUAAAAUUCUAUUGAAUUCUGGCUUUCUUCUAAAUCUUUGUCUCUGGGCCGUGUCCUGUAAGGGUAAAUUUCUUUCAAUUCGACUUUGUUUUCCCUUGCAAAGUGCUUUGAAUUAAGUUAUAUUUGCUUUAAACAGAAUCUAAUCAUCAUUCAGGCUUGUUUCCUCAAUAACUGGGUUGAUCUCCAAAUUAACGGCACCAAAAUGAUUUUGUGACACAAUUUAUGCCCUUUGUCAAAAAACAAAUUUGUCGGCUUCUUUUCAGUUGUAAAGAGGGUCACAAUUAGUAACAAUAACCCCUCAAUUUCAAUGGCUAAUUUGCGGUUCUGGUCUUUCAAGUGUACACUUAUUUCCUCAAAAGAAGCGAGGUGAACUUAAGGGUGGCCAUGCGGACGGUUUUCUUUUGAUCUCCCUUAAAACAAGCGUUAAAACACAGUUAUCAAAAGGUCCAUAGCGUUAUAGUCCUAAUGUUUGUUGAAAAAGAAAGCGGUUAGCUUUCGGUAGAUACUAGCAACGUCUAUUAUAGACCCCAUAAAACUUUGUAAAGUUUAUUUUCCUUGGGAGAAGCUCAAUGAUUUGAGCUAAGGAAUAUUUUGAAAGAGUUUUUCGUUGCCCUAAACAAAGUGUGCUCGACUUUCAGAUUUCUUAAGGAAGAUUUUUCAAAUUUUCACUUUUGUUCUGUGCUAGUCCAGUGUAAACAACCUUGUUGUUUGAUUCAGGUGUUCGAUAAUCUCGACCUAAUUCUGAAGCAAACAAAUGGCAUAUUUUGGAAAUUAAACGUACUGUUUGCCAGUCACGUCCAAAAACUACAUUAAGGCGUUUUGUCGACAAUCAAUCAAAUCCUGCUGUUUAUAUCUUUUCCUUAUUGGGUUUAUCGAUUUUUAAAAGGUCAUGUUUACGGAGCAUACCUGUGUUUAGUUUAAUAUAUUUCAAUUGCAAAAUACGGUAAGACUGCUCUGUUUAAUUGCCUUUCACUGCCAUAUUCGAGGGGUGUCUAAGUCUUCGCUUAAUCCUGAGACAAACAGAGGAUGAUUGGGCACAUAUUUUGAAAAUUAAAAGUGUUCUUAGAAAGGAACGUUUGAGGCUUACAUCACGAAUACUAUGCGAUCCGCUAUCCGUUUACAAACAAUAUUCUGUGAGUAUGUUUGAGGAUAACGUCACGAGAACUUAACGCAUGCUCAAAAACAAAAGUACUACAAGAGUGUGUCGAGGAUAACGUCACGGAAACUUGACGCAUGUGCACACACAUUGUGCCUCUGUUGUCGAUUUGACGCAUUUGACGACUCUUUGGCCAUGCUUACUGGAAAUAGUUUUGUCCUAUCCGCGUUAAUCUUAUGGUUUGAGCCCUCAAAGUAAUUUUACCAUUUCCUUUGUUUUGUCUUGUAGAAUUCGCUUAGAAGACAAGACAUGGAGUUGUUCGAACAACUUCUCAGUCUUAACAAUAGUAUCCAGGAUUUCAAGCUAUCCCAGUAUUCUUCGCCGACCGACAUGUCCGACUCCUCCUCAGACGAAUGUGAGACGGAGACAGUCAUGGAAAAACCGCUGAGAGUGAAGCGCUGGCACAGCCGUGGAAGCUUGGCUUCUGACGGAAGUGGUUAUCACAGUGCGUCAAGCCGCUCUUCAAUCGAAAGUAAUCCCUCACUAAACGGAAGUGACGUUGCAAGUUGCGACAGUGGUCAUGAGAGCGGUGCUGGACUGAAAUCGUGCCGAAGGAGAAAUAGAGGGAAAUUUAGGUCCGGGGACUCUUUAAGGCGAGUGUCAUUUGGAUCAGUGAGCCAACGACUAAGCGGAAGUGAGAUCUUCAGCAGCGGAAGCGAUGUCGUAUUUCCGGCACAAGCUGUAAGGCGGAACUCAGAAUACCGUGUGGCAGAAAUAAGACCGAUUAAGACUCUAAGCAAACGACAAAGCACAAUAUGGUGA